This is a messenger RNA of Hippoglossus stenolepis (Pacific halibut), 7161 nucleotides long. It is a transcript of the gene rasgrf1, whose product is annotated as Ras protein specific guanine nucleotide releasing factor 1. The coding region runs from base 434 to 4204 and encodes 1256 amino acids. Lineage: Eukaryota; Metazoa; Chordata; Actinopteri; Pleuronectiformes; Pleuronectidae. The record is from RefSeq and is a predicted model, not a curated record. The transcript is spliced from 27 exons. Gene Ontology annotation, biological process: Ras protein signal transduction; positive regulation of GTPase activity. Gene Ontology annotation, molecular function: guanyl-nucleotide exchange factor activity; protein binding. Gene Ontology annotation, cellular component: plasma membrane.
GCUCAGCACCCAGUCCGCUGCUGCUGCUGCUGCUUUCUGGAGGUUUCAUGUGAGAAAAGGACAAACCUCGAACUACGAUCUCUCCUCCUGCCUGUCUUUUGACUUCAUUUUUCGCUGCCCCCGUUUUGACGAUGGGGGAUUUGUGGCUCCUCAGAGCGCACGGAGUGUGACAGAAGAUUUUAAGGAUGCGGGACUUGUGCAGCUCGUUGUGUUCCUCUCUUUCUACUCAGAUGCCAACACGGUGAAGACAGAGUGGACGCGGCUGCUGCUGCUGCUGCUGCUGGAGCUCCGCAUUCAGAAAGUCUUGAUUUGAUUUUUUUUUCUUCUCUCUUCUUCUUCUUCUUCCCUCCGGAGCGACUUCAGGAAGAUGUAAGGAGGAGAUCCCACCGUGUGCAGCUGAAAGUCCCCCCCUCCUCCUUCUCUCUCCAUCAAAAUGCAGAAGGGAAUACGACUUAAUGAUGGUCAUGUCACCUACCUGGGGCUUUUGGCGAAAAAGGAUGGUACGAGACGGGGCUGCCUGAGCAAGAAGAGCUCGGACAACACGAAAUGGCACAGCAAGUGGUUUGCUCUGCUGCAGAACAUGCUCUUUUAUUUCGAGAACGAGUCCAGCUCUCGACCCUCGGGAUUGUACCUGUUGGAGGGAUGCAUCUGCGACAGGGCGCCCUCUCCCAAACCCUCACUGUCAGCUAAGGAGUGUUUGGAGAAGCAGUACUAUUUCACCAUCAGCUUCACCCAAGAAAACCAAAAGGCCCUUGAGUUACGCACAGAAGACGUAAAGGACAGCGAUGAAUGGGUGGCUGCAAUAUCACACGCCAGUUACAGAAACUUGGCCACCGAGCAUGAAAGUCUCAUGCAGAAGUAUCUUCAUCUGCUUCAGAUCGUGGAGACAGAGAAAACAGUUGCUAAGCAACUUCGACAACAGAUAGAAGAUGGGGAAAUCGAGAUUGAAAGGCUCAAGUCAGAGAUCGCCGGGCUGCUCAAAGACAACGAGAAGAUCAGCGCCAGCCCCGCAGCCGCGCCGACCGACGACGACGCCGAAAUCAAGAAGAUCAAAAAAGUCCAGAGCUUCCUGCGAGGCUGGAUCUGCAGGAGGAAGUGGAAGACCAUCAUCCAGGAUUACAUCCGCUCGCCGCACGCAGAGAGCAUGAGGAAGAGGAACCAGGUGGUGUUCAGCAUGUUGGACUCAGAGGCCGAGUACGUGCAGCAGCUUCACAUCCUGGUCAACAACUUCCUGAGGCCGCUCCGCAUGGCCGCCAGCUCCAAGAAACCCCCCAUCACCCACGAUGAUGUCAGCAGCAUAUUCCUCAACAGUGAAACUAUCAUGUUCCUACAUCAGAUAUUUUACCAAGGUCUAAAAGCCAGAAUAGCGAGCUGGCCAACCUUAGUGCUGGCUGACCUGUUCGACAUCCUGCUGCCCAUGCUGAACAUCUACCAGGAGUUUGUGAGGAACCACCAGUACAGCCUGCAGAUCCUGGCUCACUGCAAGCAGAACCGGGACUUCGACAAGCUGCUGAAACAGUACGAGGCCAAGCCCGACUGCGAGGAGCGGACCCUGGAGACCUUCCUCACCUACCCCAUGUUCCAGAUUCCCCGCUACAUUCUUACACUCCACGAACUUCUGGCCCACACGCCCCACGAACACAUAGAGAGGACCAGUCUGGACUACGCAAAAUCAAAGCUAGAAGAGCUCUCCAGAAUCAUGCACGAUGAGGUCAGCGAGACGGAGAACAUCAGGAAGAACCUGGCUAUAGAACGAAUGAUCGUGGAGGGCUGCGAGAUUCUCCUCGACACCAGCCAGACAUUUGUACGACAAGGGUCUCUCAUCCAGGUGCCGAUGAGCGAGAAGGGCAAGAUCACCCGUGGGCGACUGGGCUCUCUGUCUCUGAAGAAGGAGGGGGAGCGGCAGAGCUUUCUCUUCUCCAAGCAUUUAAUCAUCUGCAACAGGGGUUCUGGGGGAAAGCUUCAUCUCACCAAGAAUGGAGUCGUCUCGCUUAUAGACUGCACUCUUCUGGAGGACCCUGAGGGGACAGAUGAUGAGUCCAAAUCAGACAAGAGCGGCCAGGACAUGGAGCACCUGGACUUCAAGAUUGUCGUGGAGCCAAAGGACAGUCAGUCGUUCACAGUCAUCCUGGUGGCCUCCUCCAGGCAGGAGAAGUCUGCGUGGACCAGUGACAUCAGCCAGUGCAUAGACAACAUCCGGUGCAAUGGGCUGAUGAUGAACGCCUUUGAGGACAAUUCCAAAGUCACAGUGCCACAGAUGAUCAAGUCAGAUUCAAGUCUGUACUGCGAUGAUGUGGACAUCCGCUUCAGUAAGAUGAUGAACUCCUGCAAGGUGCUGCAGAUCCGCUACGCCAGCGUUGAGCGCCUGCUGGAGAGACUGACCGACCUCCGUUUCCUCUCCAUCGACUUCCUCAACACCUUCCUGCACUCGUAUCGUGUGUUCACCACCGCCGAUGUGGUGCUAGACAAACUCAUCACCAUCUACAAGAAGCCCAUCAGCGCCAUCCCUGCUCGGUCCCUUGAGUUAUUCUUUGCCAGCAGUCAGAACAGUAAACUCCUGUAUGGAGAACCUCCCAGCUCCCCGAGGGCCAGCAGAAAGUUCUCCUCCCCUCCUCCUCUUGCCAUCACCAAGAACUCAUCCCCGAACCGGCGGCGCAAGCUCUCCCUCAACAUCCCCAUCAUCACCGGGGGCAAAGCUCUUGACCUGGCUGCCCUCAGCUGCUCCUCAAACGGCUAUGCAAGUGUGUACUCGACCAUUUCGCCAUUCAGCAAGACCACCUUGGACAUCAAUAAGCUUUACGUGUCCAGCCCCGUCGCGAGCAAAAUCCCAGACGAGGGCGAGGACAAGAAAGACAAGGUGGAGGAGACCUCAGCGUGCAAACAAGAUCUGUCAGUGCGAGAGGAAAGCGACAACGAUCCAAACCAGAGUGACGAUGGGGACACAGAGGCUUCUCCCACAAAGUCACCGACCACCCCAAAAAACCUAAAAUGCAAAAACUCCUCAGAGUUCUCUCUGUUUUCCUACAAUAAUGGCAUGGUGAUGUCCUCAUGUCGAGAGCUGGAUAACAACCGCAGUGCCCUGUCUGCUGCCUCCGCCUUUGCCAUCGCUACAGCUGGAGCCAAUGAGGGCACACCAACCAAGGAAAAAUAUCGACGCAUGUCCCUCGCCAGCACUGGUUUCCCAACCGAUCAGAGAAAUGGAGACAAAGAGUUUGUGAUCAGACGAGCAGCGACCAACAGGGUUCUGAACGUCCUGAGACACUGGGUGUCCAAACACUCCCCGGACUUUGAGAGUAACAAUGAGCUGAAGACAAAGGUUAUUGUCUUCCUGGAGGAAGUGAUGCACGACCCUGAGCUGUUGACUCAAGAGAGGAAAGCAGCAGCCAACAUCAUCAGGACUCUAACUCAGGAAGAUCAUGGGGACAGUCAGAUCACCCUCGAAGACGUGACACAACUGGUGGGAGGAGGGAAGACCGACUCCUUUGAGAGUCAUUCUGCAUUGGAGAUCGCAGAGCAGCUCACUCUCCUGGACCACCUGGUGUUUAAGGUCAUCCCAUAUGAGGAAUUCUUUGGACAAGGCUGGAUGAAGAACGACAAAAAUGAGAAGACUCCGUUCAUCAUGAGAACAACAAAGCACUUCAACGAUAUAAGUAACCUUAUUGCCACAGAGAUCCUGCACUGUGAGGAUGUGGUCCCAAGGGUCACAGUCAUCGAGAAAUGGGUGGCCGUGGCCGACAUUUGUCGUUGUCUCCAUAACUACAACGCCGUGCUCGAGAUCACCUCCUCCCUCAACCGCAGCUCUGUCUUUCGCCUCAAGAAGACCUGGCUCAAGGUUUCGAAGCAGACAAAAGGGUUGAUUGACAAGCUGCAGAAGCUGGUGUCAUCAGAGGGGCGGUUCAAAAACCUGAGAGAGGCUUUAAAGAACUGUGACCCGCCCUGUGUGCCCUACCUGGGGAUGUACCUCACUGACCUGGCUUUCAUCGAGGAGGGAACGCCAAACUACACAGAAGACAACUUGGUCAACUUCUCGAAGAUGAGGAUGAUUUCACACAUCAUCAGAGAAAUCAGACAGUUUCAGCAAACAGCAUACAAGAUUGACCUGCAACCAAAGGUAGCCCAAUAUCUACUGGAUAUGAGCUCUGUUCUGGAUGAAGAAAGCAUGUACGAAGCCUCACUCAGAAUUGAGCCAAAAGUGCCCAACUGAUAAGGAAGGUGGUCCUUCGUGUUCUUUUCUCUGUUAAUAUUACACAUCAGUUAACAUACAAACUUUUGUAUAGUUGUACAUGUUUAAGAUAUUUGCUCUUCUGUACAGUGGAUGUUUAAAGUUGUCUGAAGACACAAAUCAUUUCAGCGUAUAUAUAUUUUUGUUUGUUACCGUAUCCACCAACGCCACCUGCUUUAAAAAUCUACUAUUUACAUUUCUUUGGGUUAUUUCCAGCAUAAUAACAGAGGUCACUGUGUCUUCUUUGUGACCAAUGACAUUAUUUUGCAUCAUCACAUACUGUGUCGACUUUUGCACUUUCCGAGCACCCCUGCUGCCGGCCAUCAUUCUCUUUGCUUACGUUUUAUUGACGAGUGAAUUUCUCUGCAACCAAUGUAGCAAUGUAAAAAAAUGUAACUGCAUCAAAUCAGGUAAAAGAGCACGGAGGAUGUAAACUACAUUUGAUGCUGGGGGACAAUGAUCAGUGGAGAUGAAGUAUCUGAAGCUUAACUGUCUCUUUGCUUCCCAAACCAAACCAACAGAGAUGUCUUUCCCUUUUUGCUCAAUACUCUGAAGGAGACAGGGGUUCCCAACCAUUUUUGAACGGGACAAUUUCUAUAUUAAUAAAGUGUGUCCCAAUUCAGGGGCCUCAUCCUUCGAGGGACUUUGUGAGGCCUCUAGUCCCUCAAGGCCAUGCCGAACUGUCACUAGCUUGUCCCACUCUUACCAUUACAUAAUUCGCUACUUUGACUGCCCGCACGUUCUGAAGCCCAGCCCCCUGCACAGCUAGCUUGUUAGCUUCAUCACCAGCACACAAUGAUUCCUGGGACAGGUUGGCCCAAGAAAGAUCCACCUGUUGGAUCCUUCGUUGCUCAGGAAUGGAGGGGCGCAUCCGUCAGCCGCAGUUGAAGGAGUCUUGUAUGGGAUAGUGUUGUCGCGUUGCUGUGACACAUAAUCGGUUUUCAAAUGCAGCCGCUGAAGGAGGAGGCUUCUGAAUUGGGACACACCUGUAGUGUCAUAGUGUAGCAGCCCAGUGGGAACCAUCAAGAAUGAUAUUAAAAUAGAUAACAAAGCUCUACUGAAUGAAAGCUCUACUGGUUACCUCACAUUCUCAGAAACUUCUAGUACCUCUGCUAGUACCUCUGUGGGGCUGUACUUAGGCACAGCAAUAGUGUGAGCUAAAUGCUAAUGUCAGUGUGCAUACAAGAUCACACUGACAACGUUAACAUGCUAAUGUUUACCAGGUGUAAUGUUUACUAUCUGCAGCAUCUUCGUUUUGCAUGGCAGCAUGCUAACAUUUGCUUAUUAGCAAUAAACACAAAGUCCAUCUUACCAUUAGUUUUACAGAUAUUAAACCACAUUAUUGGAAUUGUAAUGCUGAGCUGGUGUAAGGACAGACAAUCACAAAACCUUUUAUAGUUUGGCCUGAUGGCGAAAUUUGCACCAGGUUUUCUGUCCAAUAGUAGCAGAGAUAUUUUGCACUAAAAAGGAAAGGAAAGGGAUCACUAAAGUCAUUCAUCCUCUCAGCUCCAUGGAAAUAUGGACCAGAUUUCAUGGCAGUCAAUCCAUUUGUUGUUCAGAUAUUUCUAUCUGUUCAAAUCUCAUCGAUAGAACUUUGCUAGCAUUGCAAAACACAAUUACAUUGUUGUUGGUAAUGUCAAAGUUGGAAAGAAAAAUAUGUUACCAAACAUAAUAGCCUAUAAAUUGUUGAAAUGUGUGGGGAUCAUACAGUUUGCCCAGUAGCAAAUGUUCUGAGGCGCAGUAGUGGUUGCCAGGCCUGGGGUUGGGAGCCUCUGGUCUAUGAUAAAUGUCUUCAUUAACAAUUCAUAUUUAAAAAAAAUUAUAUAUUAUAAUAUAACAAAUUUGUUAUAAAUCGAGACACCCAAUUUGUAGCCUGGUGUUAGAUAAGUUGUCCAGACCAAUCUGAGACACCUCAGUUUAAUUUGUAUAAUCAAAUAUAAGCUUUGUUUCAGCAAUCAGUUUGCUGUGAAAGAUGAGUCAUCUGAACUUUCUGUUACACUUGGAGUACACCAGUUUCUUUUUUUUGGUAUUUGUUCAACUCAAUCUCAUGACAAAAUCUCACACGAGGUGGUAAGUGUUGUACCUUCAGGUUCGGCGAUACUUUUGUAGAGUAAAAGGUUGUUGCUCUUCUGUAAUUAAAAGACAAUCUGUCCUUUUUGCUGUUCCAGUGAUUGUGGAACGUGACUGUAUAUCACUCUGUUAUAUGCAUCGCUGUUACAAACUAUGAUAAAACCUAUGUGAAUGGCCUCUGCCUACAGCAUUCAAACACUAUUUUUGUAGUAGUAUAAGACAGAGUGACCUGCUCUUUAUAUGUACAUGGGAAAGUAUUUUGUACUUUGUUGUUAUUUCACCUCACUGAGAUGUGCUGUACAUUUUGUACAAGCGGCCCUGCAUACUUCUCAAUGUGGAACUGUGUAAUUCUUUCAAAAAAGAGUUGUAUCUCAAGCUUAAACACGAAAUGCUACGACAGUGUGGUCUUGAAACCAUGACUUAGAGAUAGGAGACAACUUCAGAGUGUUUUGCAUUUAUACUGUAAUCCUGUCUAUAACCAUUUCUGUUAGCAGGAAUAUAGUAAUGUAGUGCUUAUUCUGUGAAUAUUUGUAUGUAUUUUUACUAUGUAUGUACAGUACACUUUUAAAGCUCAUGUGGCAGGCAUGCAACACCUUCACAGACAGAAUAAUACUAUAUACUUAUACUGUAUACACUUAUACAUGCACAUACUCUUAUAAGGUAUAUAAACAAAUAAACAUUUUGCUGUUAGCAAUACCCAGUGGUAUGAAAAUUAUCUUUCAACCCUCCUGUCUCCACUCCUUGAGAUAUAUUCCCAGUUUUGUAAAAAAGAAAAAAUCAGUAUUAAAAGUUUGCGGAUGACAACAACAAAUUAACAAAAAUAUGUUUCCCAGUUACCUCUUGCUAAUAAAUCCAUUUUAUCUCAGGGG